Messenger RNA from Astyanax mexicanus (Mexican tetra), 3010 nucleotides. Its product is annotated as zinc finger protein 501. The record is from RefSeq and is a predicted model, not a curated record. The transcript has 2 exons. The coding region runs from base 230 to 1246 and encodes 338 amino acids. Gene Ontology annotation, biological process: regulation of transcription by RNA polymerase II. NCBI's taxonomy places the organism in Eukaryota, Metazoa, Chordata, Actinopteri, Characiformes, Acestrorhamphidae. Gene Ontology annotation, molecular function: RNA polymerase II cis-regulatory region sequence-specific DNA binding; DNA-binding transcription factor activity. Gene Ontology annotation, cellular component: nucleus.
CAGCGGUUCUGUAAAGACAGUAAAGAGGAGGAGAAGAAGAUCCAGUCCGCUGUGUUAUUAUAGAGAAACAGGAGCUGAUCUACUGAAGGACUGAAGGAAUGCCCUGUUAUUUUACUGCUUUUAGUAUUCAGUGUACCAUAGAGUACCAAAUUAAUUACCCAAACACAUCAAUGAACACCACCACAAGGAAUUCGUCUUGUUGUUAAAAUCGGAGGUUGAAUAUAAGAAUAUGGAGUCCAUAAAUUCCAGCGUUCAGGAAGUUUCCUCUACUCAGCACAUAAAUGAACAAAGCAUUUCUGAGACAAUAAUGUCCCACCCAUGUACAGUUUGUGGAAUGAGUUUUGAAAAUAUUAGUAUCCUUGAAAUGCACCAGUGCAUUCACACCGGAGAGAAACCAUAUUGCUGUUCAGACUGUGGAAUGAGUUUUAAUCAGAAUAGCAGUCUCCAAAAACACCAGCGCAUACAUGUAGGAGAGAAACCAUUUCAGUGCUCAGACUGUGGAAAGAGUUUUAUUGAAAAGCGUGCCCUUAAGAAUCACCGGCGCAUUCACACAGGAGAGAAACCAUUCGAGUGCUCAGAAUGUGGAAAGAGUUUUAUUGAGAGUGGGGCUCUCAAGAAUCACCAGCGUGUUCACACUGGAGAGAAACCGUUUCACUGUUCAGAGUGUGGGAAAAGUUUUAAUCAGCAUAGUUCUCUCCAAACACACAAGCGCAUUCACACUGGGGAGAAACCGUAUUUCUGUUCAGAGUGUGGAAAGAGUUUUAGUCAACAGAUUCAUCUGCAAAGACACCAGCGCAUUCACACUGGAGAGAAACCAUAUUUCUGCUCAGACUGUGGGAAGAUUUUUAGGGACAGUGGUACCCUCAGCAAGCACCAACGCAUUCACACAGGAGAUAAACCAUUUUGCUGCUCAGAAUGUGGGAUGAGUUUUAAUCAAAACGGCAGUCUCCAAAAACACCUGCGUGUUCACACAGGAGAAAGACCGUAUGUCUGCCCAGAGUGUGGACAGGGAUUCACUGAGAGUGGUGCCCUCAAGAAUCACCUGCGCAUUCACACUGGAGAGAAACCAUUUACCUGUUUACAGUGUGGGAAAAGUUUUAAUCAACGUGGAUCUCUCCGAGCACACAAGCGCAUUCACACUGGAGAGAAACCGUUUCAGUGCUCAAACUGUGGGAAGAAUUUUAGAGAGAUUGGUUUUCUCCGGAAACACCAGCGGAUUCACAUAGGAGAGACCCCGUGUGACUAAAUGGUGCAGUAAUCAAUGUUUUAGCGGAAUCGAUAAUUGGCAGUUUAUAAAAUGUUUCUCAAUAAGGGGGAUUUCUGUAAUACCAUUACAGAAUUACCACAUUAACAUAAAUCUCUACAACAUCCCACAGAACUGAUCAUUGUCAUUAACUGUCAUCUCUUCAUGCAUUUUCAUGCUUCAUUUAGGAUGGCUGGGAGAGUACCAGAUAUAGAACUCUGCAAUUGUAGUUUCAGUGUCUUACAUAAAGCAGGCUGGUCAAUGUUUGCAAUUAAUGCACUGUCAUAUUCAGUAAUGGCAUAGUUACCUUGAAGAAAUAUGAUUACUGAUUACUCCUACUUACUACUUGAUUUUAAAAAUAACUAAGUUAUCAACAUAACAUAACCAGUUUUGUCAAAACUUUGGGACUUGUUCUGUAAGGAUGCCUCUGCAACACCAAGUGUUUCUUUGAAUUUGACGUUGUGUUUUUGAAGCUAGGUAGCAUUUCGUCACCAACACAGAGUGAACAACCAACCUCAAUAUUGUCAUUUAGCUGAUACAAACUCAGAAAAGUAUAUUUUCAGCUACAAAACAUGCAUCUCUUUCCUCCCAUCAGUGUUUAUGAUUGUGUCACUGCGUGGUGUUAAACACAAGUUAUGCUUAUGCUGAAAGCAAAAUUUUUCCCACUAUAAGGUGCAUUUAAAAUCAAUUAAAUUUUACAAAAAUCAUCAGUGCUUAUAUUGUAGUGGGCCUUAUGUAUUAAUUUUAGAGCAGUAAAGCCACUCCACUGAAGUAAAGCAUUUCAGUUUUUUCCAGCAGUAUUAGCAUUAGCCGCUAAGGGCUAGCUCAUUGGCAGUUUAGAAGUAAAUAUUUUCAGCCCCGACUAGCACUGCUGGAGCAGUAUUACUAUUACCGUUAGCGGUGAGCGGCUAAUGCUCCAGCUUUAGUGGAAAUCUAAGCUUACUGUAAAUAAACAGACGCACGUAACUCACCAAAUAAACAGUUGUCAGGAGAAAAAUCUGUGUGGAUUAACAUUCAGCGCUCAUUUGACUUGUCUCUCUCAACUAAAACGUUUUUUAAAGAAUUACAGUUUUGUUUACUUAGUGAGACCUGCUGAAUUAAAACAUGGGGACACCACUGUUACUUACAAAUGUCGCUUAAAAUGCGCAUUAUAAUGCGUUGCACCAUAUGUAUGAAAAUUGCUCAGAUAAUAGACGUUUUUUGAUCGUUAGCUUUAUAAUCCGGUGCGCUUUAUAGUGAGAAAAAUAUGCAAUACUGACAUCACUGGUCACAUUUGUGUAAAAUGCUGUAAUAUUUCUCUACCAAAUCAGUCCAACUGCUGCUUUCACUUUCAUUGAUGGCUCUGUAUCUCUCCGAUUGUCCAGGAAUGCAUGUUGUUGUUUCCGGCUUUAAGUAAAGGAUACAUUUUUGAUGUACAGAAAGUACAUCAAAAUGACCAGUAACAUUCUCAAUGAAUUGAGCUAAAAAAACUGCACUCUGUAAACUAACUGUAAAUAUUUACAUAAUUUCAUCAUCAUUCAAGUGAAAUGAUCAAAGAAAAAACUAAUACUUUAUAUUUACUAUACUUGUGUGUGUUGGUGUAUGUUUAUUAUGAUUACUAUCUUAUUUUUUUUUCUUGAUAUUUAUAUUAUAAUUUUUUACACUAUCCUAUCCUAUUUAUUUAUACAAUAUCCUGUCCUGUGGUUUCAUGUGAGUAGACAGUUAUCAAAGUAUUUCACUUUUUUAAUUAUACUGUUUAUGCCAAAUAAACUCUUAAUUCAAUUUAAA